Humulus lupulus (European hop) is the source of this 2212-nucleotide messenger RNA. RefSeq lists its product as uncharacterized. Gene Ontology annotation, cellular component: membrane. The transcript is spliced from 14 exons. NCBI's taxonomy places the organism in Eukaryota, Viridiplantae, Streptophyta, Magnoliopsida, Rosales, Cannabaceae. Gene Ontology annotation, biological process: glucosylceramide biosynthetic process. The record is from RefSeq and is a predicted model, not a curated record. Gene Ontology annotation, molecular function: ceramide glucosyltransferase activity. Bases 344 to 1903 code for a protein of 519 amino acids.
UGUACCUUAAAAUAACAACCUCAACACUCAUCUAACGGCCUGUCUUCUCUCUUUCUCUCUUUUUCUAAUUUUGAUUUUUUUUAAAAAAAUGUGAUUUGUAUGGUCAAAUAGACAGGCCCAAUAGCUGCUGCUGCUUCUUCUUCUUCUUCCAAAUAUAAAAUCACGCGCUCUCUCUUUUCCUUCCUCUCUCGUUUCGUCCAUGGCGAUCUGACAAAAUGUCUCUCCACUGUCUCUACAAAAGCUAGGGCUUCUUUCUUCUUUCGUUAUAUAUAUAUACACAUAUUCACAAACACGAACGGAGGACUAACUUAGUCUGGGAGAUUGAGCGGCCGGAGCAGACACAAUGUCUGCCAUGGAUCCUAUUGAUUCGUUACUGUUCUACCUCUCCGGAGCAUUUUGUAGUCCUCUUGCUGUUUUCGUCCAGAUCCAGGGGUGUUUAAUCUGCUUAAUUCUUGCUCUAGGAUGGGCUUGUGCUGCUUAUGUCAGGAAUAGAGAGAUCAAGCGAUUGAAGGAUAGUAUGCAAGCUGGGAAUAGCUUUGCAUUUCUUUGUCACGAUAUUAAUGAACUUGACCACUUUAGUCAGAUCAAGCUACCUAGUGUGACAGUUGUUAUGCCUUUGAAGGGGUUUGGGGAACACAAUUUACAUAACUGGAGAAGUCAGAUUACGUCUCUCUAUGGUGGUCCUCUGGAAUUUCUUUUCAUUGUGGAAAGUACAGACGACCCUGCUUACCAUGCUGUAUCUCGAUUAAUAGAAGAUUAUAAGGAUGAAGUUGAUGCAAAAAUUGUUGUAGCUGGUCAUUCAACAACCUGUAGUCAGAAAAUUCACAACCAGUUGGUUGGAGUAGAGAGAAUGCAUAAAGACAGCAAGUACGUGUUGUUUUUGGAUGACGAUGUUAGGCUUCAUCCUGGAUCAAUUGGAGCCCUGACUGCUGAGAUGGUAAAAAAUCCUGAGAUAUUCAUUCAAACUGGCUACCCUCUUGAUUUACCUUCAGGAAGUUUAGGAAGUUACUGCAUAUACGAGUAUCAUAUGCCUUGUUCGAUGGGCUUUGCUACUGGCGGGAAGACCUUCUUUUUAUGGGGAGGGUGCAUGAUGAUGCAUGCUGACGACUUUAGACAAGAUCGCUGUGGUGUGGUUUCAGGACUUAGAGAUGGUGGUUAUUCUGACGAUAUGACUCUGGCUGCCAUAGCUGGGGCCCAUAAGAGGCUCAUCACAUCACCUCCAGUUGCUGUUUUCCCUCAUCCCCUUGCUAGUGAUCUUAGUUUUGCAAGGUACUGGAAUUAUUUGAGAAAGCAAACGUUUGUAUUGGAAUCAUACACGUCAAGUGUUAAUUGGAUUAUGAAUCGGGCUCUGUUUACGACCCACUGCUAUCUUUCUUGGGGUUUUGUAAUGCCAUAUAUAAUGUCCACGAUUCACAUCACAGCAGCAUUACGUAUCUACAUUAAAGGUUAUACAUUUGACGAAGCUGGCAUUACCUCUGGCGGGCUGGGGCUGGUAGCUAUUCUAGCUACAUGCACCCUUAUAGAGCUUCUAUCAAUGUGGAACUUGACUAGGAUUGAAGUUCAACUAUGCAACAUAUUAUCUCCCGAGGCACCCCGACUCUCGCUUGCUUCUUACAAUUGGGGCCUUGUCUUCAUUGCUAUGGUGGUGGAUAACUUUUUAUACCCAAUCUCUGCAUUCCGUUCUCAUUUCACCCAGUCAAUCAAUUGGUCCGGUAUACGGUACCACUUAAAAAAUGGGAAGAUAAGCAAGAUUGAAAGAAGCAAAGAUAGUGGUCCAAAAUAUACAGAUUUGGGAGGUAAGCAUUUAUAUGGGAAGAAAGGAGCCGAAACAAAAGUGUCGUUCAUCAGUUCUUUGGCCAGAAGUUUGGCACAAUGGCAUCAGCCAAAGAAGUUCGAUAGCUAGAAAAAUGGCUUUUAGUAGAGCAUUUUGUGAUAAUUUCUGCCCACUUAUGAAGUUCUGGUAUGGGUAGCUAUAUUAGAAGAUAAUUUAUUGGGGUUGGAUUGUUUGGCGCAUUUGGUUCUUGAUUGAUAGAAAUGCUUUAGAAGUCUUUUUUUCCCCCUCCAUUUUUUAAUCCCCUUAAAUCCAUUUCAUUCUUCUGCAUCAACCCCAAUUGUCUGGGCUGAUUUGUAAUUUGCAAUGAUUUCGUUGUGUAAUUUGUAGAAUCAUAUAGUGAAAAAUUCAAUGAAGACAGUGAAAAUGUGCUUCCCUGUA